Messenger RNA from Aspergillus bombycis, 702 nucleotides. It is a transcript of the gene maiA, whose product is annotated as maleylacetoacetate isomerase MaiA. The transcript has a single exon. Gene Ontology annotation, cellular component: mitochondrion; cytoplasm. Gene Ontology annotation, biological process: glutathione metabolic process; L-phenylalanine catabolic process. Gene Ontology annotation, molecular function: maleylacetoacetate isomerase activity; glutathione transferase activity. The record is from RefSeq and is a predicted model, not a curated record. The coding region runs from base 1 to 702 and encodes 233 amino acids. NCBI's taxonomy places the organism in Eukaryota, Fungi, Ascomycota, Eurotiomycetes, Eurotiales, Aspergillaceae.
AUGACCGAUCAAACCCCCAAAAUCACCUUAUACACAUACUUCCGCUCCUCUUCCGCAGCUCGUCUGCGAAUCGCUCUCAACCUCAAAUCAAUCCCCUACACCUCUAUCCCCGUAAACCUCCUGAAAGGCGAGCAGUCAUCCCCCGCCAACCGCGCCCUCAACCCGUCUGGCACCGUCCCGACCCUCGUAGUCGAGCGCCCAGCACCCCAGGGCGCAACGGUGACCAUCACGCAAUCGCUUUCCGCGCUCGAAUACUUAGAAGAAAUCACCCCGGCAUCAUCCCAUGCUCUCCUCCCACCGAUCUCGGACCCAGAGUCCCGUGCGGUCGUCCGCACCCUCUGCGAGAUUAUUAGCUGUGAUGUGCAGCCAGUCACGAACCUGAAGAUCCUGAAGCGGGUUGGCCCGUUGGGAUUCGAUCGGGAAACGUGGUCGAAGGAGCUUAUUGAGGACGGGUUCCGCGCUUAUGAGACCAUUAUUUCGCGGACGGCGGGAGUAUUCAGUGUCGGUGAUGCUGUUACUAUGGCUGAUGUGUGUUUGCUUCCUGCUGUGUGGGGGGCGCAGCGCUCUGGUGUGAACUUGGCCGAGUAUCCUACUGUACAGCGGAUUUCUGAACGGUUGGAGUUGGAGGAUGCAGUGAAGAAGGCGCAUUGGAGGACGCAAAGUGAUACACCCGAAGAGUUCCGGCUGAAGGAAUCUUCGUAG